Molecule: messenger RNA, 2453 nt
Organism: Polyodon spathula (Mississippi paddlefish)
Lineage: Eukaryota; Metazoa; Chordata; Actinopteri; Acipenseriformes; Polyodontidae
Product: alpha-2,8-sialyltransferase 8B-like
Exons: 6
Coding region: 1-1188 (395 amino acids)
Biological process (GO): oligosaccharide metabolic process; N-glycan processing
Molecular function (GO): alpha-N-acetylneuraminate alpha-2,8-sialyltransferase activity
Source: RefSeq, a predicted model, not a curated record
AUGAUCACUGGAUCAGUGGAGCGCCUAGGAGAACUCGUCACAGAGAAGUGGAAUGUUUCGCUUCUGCGUCUGCGUCUGCGUGUGCGUGUGCGUGGGGUUGCAGCUGCACAGAGUAAGCAAAUCCUUACCGCAUGGAUUUCCAUUAUCAUAAACAUUUUGUUUCCUUGCAGGAUUCCUGAAGGCAGUGACUCUUGGAAACGAUUGGUGAGCAGCUUGCAGAGCAAAUCCAGCAGAGAUGCUGCGGCUGACAGAGACUCCACUGCCAGGACUGGAGUCAGCGACAGUAACAGCAGCAUUGUGCCCGCUGCUCCAGAAUGGAGGUUCAACAAAGAUCUUUCAAUCAGCAUCAGAAAGAAUAUACUGAAGUUCCUGGACGCUGAAAGGGACAUCUCGGUGUUGAAGGGGAAUGUACAGGCCGGUGAUAUUAUCCAUUACGUAUUUGACAGAGAGCAAACCAUGAACAUCUCUGAGAACUUGUACCGGCUCCUCCCCAGCUCGCCCCCUCUGAAGAAGCAGCACUUUAAACGCUGCGCCAUCGUGGGGAACUCGGGGAUCCUGCUCAACAGCGGCUGUGGAACAGAGAUCGACUCGCAUGAUUUUGUCAUCAGGUGCAAUUUAGCUCCGGUGGAGGAGUACUCCAGGGACGUGGGGCUCCGGACCGGGCUGGUGACGAUGAACCCCUCGGUGGUGCAGCGAGCCUUCGAGGACCUGGUCAGCGAGGCGUGGAGAGAGAAGCUCCUGCAGCGGCUGCAAGGGCUGAGCGGGAGUAUCCUCUGGAUCCCUGCCUUCAUGUCCAAGGGAGGAGAGGAUCGGGUGGAGUGUGUCAAUGACCUGAUCCUCAAACACCACCUCGACGUGCGGACUGCCUUCCCCUCCCUGAGGCUGCUGCACGCAGUGCGAGGAUACUGGCUGACAAACAAGGUUCUGAUCAAACGCCCAACGACCGGUUUGCUGAUGUACACGCUGGCCACUCGAUUCUGUGACGAGAUCCACCUGUACGGCUUCUGGCCGUUUCCCCAAGACCAGGACGGAAACCCCGUGAAGUACCACUACUACGACAGCCUGACGUACGAAUACACCUCCCAGUCCAGCCCCCAUACCAUGCCCCUGGAGUUCAAGACCCUGAGCAGCCUCCACCAACAGGGGGCACUCAAACUGCACAUCGGGAAAUGCAGUGCAAGGCUAUGACUAUCAGAACGAGAAGGAAGGAUGACCGGCAGUGGGAUCGGUGCUGAUUAAGGGCACAGCAUUGUGUGUUUGUACAGGAGGUUAAUCUGUAGACGCAGUGAAGGGAGGUGUUGGUAGUUAGUGCAGUGACAGUGUUUAUCUGCAUCAGUAGAAAUGAAAGUGGAUCUGCUGUACUGCUGUUUAGAGUUACACUGGAACCAGCUGCAGGAGGUAAUGUGCUGUAAGAAGCAUUGAGAUCACCAUUCAGGAAGGAGAGGUAUGCGGGUGAAGGAGCUGAUUUGGUUGGUUCCAGUCUGUUAGAUUUAUGGGGGGAGAUAAAUUGAUCAUAUAUACCGCGUAAUAGGGGUCUUCCUCCUACACCCCCCAGUUUCCAGGUGUGUGCCUGAACAUUCUGAUCUGAUUUUCACUUUAAGCAGGAGUACAUUUGUCCAGUAUAUUAUUGAAAGAGCCUUUGACUGAAGCUGCACCACUUAGCCACCAGGUGGCACAUUUCACCAAAAUGCAGAGGUUCAGUGCGCUUGGUGCUCGGGAGUCCCAGACGGGUCAAGGUGUUGAGGACCAGCGUUGUCUGCUGUUUUUCAGUUUGUUAUUGUUCUCUUAUUUAAUUCAGUACUAGUUCUGUGUUGCCAAUGGGUUCACUGUAGAAUAAGUACAGUGUAAUCAGCACAGGGCAAACAAGCACACAGGAAUCGUCUGGACUGCAGUGACUGAAGAGGUAAGCCAAACUGAUUGGCUUGAACCGGCAUAUCAUUAUUGUUAAUGUUGUUGUUAUUAAAUUACAAUGUUUUAAUUCGUGGGCAGAAUAAACGUGUCCUUAUUUUAAGUUUUGAAUAAGGAGGAGUUUGGUUUGAGGCUCAAUGAUACAUACGCUGGUGUCUACACUGCUGCUCCAGAAAGUGGCAGAGGAUAAAACACAAGACUUGCUAUCCCCCUCCUGUGGAAUAAUUCCAUGAUGCAAGCACUUCCAGUAGAAAAUAGGUGGUAUAUUUGGUAUGAUGCAGCAGUGAAAGAUGCCAAAUGCCCUAAUUCACGUGAUGCCUAAAGGAUUGAUUCUUGUUUGGUUGCGAUCACUCUACUGCAGUUUUUGCACGUUGUCUUUUUUGUUUGUUUGUUUUUGCGUCACAUGCAGAUCGUGUCUCUCACCACAAGGUGGCAGCACUUGAUAGCAGAAAGAAUGUUCAUUUUAGAGAAGUGUAAAUAUGUGUUUAUGCUGCUGUAAAAUGUGUUUUAUACAAUAGGUGCAGAACUUUCAGAAAAGUGUAUGU